Molecule: messenger RNA, 2880 nt
Organism: Sinocyclocheilus rhinocerous
Lineage: Eukaryota; Metazoa; Chordata; Actinopteri; Cypriniformes; Cyprinidae
Product: transcription factor RelB homolog
Exons: 11
Coding region: 375-2177 (600 amino acids)
Biological process (GO): non-canonical NF-kappaB signal transduction; response to cytokine; positive regulation of transcription by RNA polymerase II
Cellular component (GO): cytoplasm; nucleus
Molecular function (GO): DNA-binding transcription factor activity, RNA polymerase II-specific; RNA polymerase II cis-regulatory region sequence-specific DNA binding
Source: RefSeq, a predicted model, not a curated record
AUGGUGAUGAAUCUUGGGGUUUCCCCAGUUGUGACGUAGGGGGAUUUCCACCCACCAGAUCAGACCUUUUGUAGCUUACCAAGAGAAAAAGUGAAAGAAAUACGGAGCGAAGGUGUUCUGUUUGUCAUGUCACAGUCGUUAGUGGCUGAGCAACAGCUAAAGCGGUCUCUCAUUUUCUCUCGGGAUUUCUUUUCCAAAAAGCUUCCGUUAACUUCAGGCUUCCAAAAACAGGCGAAGCACCCGGAAAUGAGUCCAUAACGCGGGACUGAUGAUCUGAUCGCUGUUUCGGAGGAUUGCAAUUCAACAUAAUAACGACCUACGAGAGCGUGUAGGAACCAACGAGACUCUUUUUCUUCUUCUUCAUUGUGCCUGCAAUGAGAAACAUGAGCGUUCGGAACGGCACAGCGGGAGACCUUUAUCUAGAUAUUAUAGAUGAGUACCUUACGGAGAAAACGAUCAAAGAACUGUCCGUAACGCUCCCUGGUCCUCCUCCUCCACCUGUGGACCAGGACAUCCAGCCAGUUGAUCCGCCGUCUAGAGGCAGGCGAAGCACACCGGUGUUGGUCUCCAGAGGAGCAGCUCCACAUAACCCAUACAUCGUUGACCAGACCCCAACGGCGCACACUGAUGGUAUGGCACCAAUGCAUUCCAUGCGAGGCCAAAAAGUGGCAUCUCAGCGACGUGGACAGUCAUCUGUAGCUCCCCAGAGACUUCAUCCUCAGCAGACUGGAACAGAAUAUCUGGAGCGCUUCCUGGAAAAGCCAAAGCUGGUGGUGGUGGAGCAGCCGAAGGAGCGCGGCAUGCGAUUUCGCUAUGAGUGCGAGGGACGAUCCGCGGGCAGCAUACUUGGAGCCUCCAGCACUGACUCCAGCAAGACGCUGCCUGCCAUUGAAAUUCAAGGCCUCAUUGAUAAUAUCAAGAAAGUGAUAGUCACCGUGUCUCUUGUGACAAAGGACAUCCCGUACCGCCCACAUCCACACUGCUUGGUCGGGAAAGACUGUACAGAUGGCAUCUGCGUCAUCCACAUCAAUCCCCACAGCGCUCGUCGACACAGCUUUGCGAAUCUGGGCAUCCAGUGUGUGCGGAGGAAGGAACUUGAUGCCUCACUGGAGAAGAGGAGGAAUAAGAAUAUUGAUCCGUUUAACACGGGCCACUCUAAGAGCAUUGAGGACAUGGACAUGAACGUGGUGAGACUGUGUUUCCAGUGUGAGCUGGAACGAAAGGAUGGAGACAGAAUCCCCCUCGCCCCUGUAGUUUCCAAUCCCAUUUAUGACAAGAAGGCGACCACAACAGCAGAGCUGAAGAUCAAUCGGCUUAAUGUUGUCAGAGGCCCCUGCACAGGAAAGACUGAAAUUUACAUGCUCUGUGACAAAGUGCAGAAAGAUGACAUUGAGAUAAUCUUCAGCAAGGACGACUGGGAGGCCAAGGCGGAGUUUGCUCAGACUGAUGUCCAUCGACAAAUCGCCAUCGUCUUCAAGUCCCCACCCUUCAGGGAGCAGAAUGUAACCGAGGAGGUGGAGGUCAGCGUGUGUCUACGCCGCAUGUCUGACCGGAUGGACAGCGAGCCAGUCAUGUUCACCUAUGUUCCAGACAACGCAGAUCCCUACGGAGUGAACCGCAAGAGGAAAAUGAAAUCUGAUGUGAAGUUCAGCGAGCCAUGCAGCGUUCCUCAAGAUCAAGACAUUGUGAACGAACUCACCAUGCCACAGCAUUUUGACAACCAAUUCUACACCCCUCCCGAUUGUAACGUUCCCAAUGCUUCCAUGGCAGUCCCUGUUAUGGAUGGAGGCAAUCACAUGCCAUCCCAGGUUAUGGAGGAAAUUCAUUAUAAUGAAGACUUCAAACAAGAGGACGGUUGUGUUAGCCUGGACCCAGACACUUUAAAUACUGUCCUCCAAGGCAUUUCCCAAUGCCUUGCCAGCUUCAGACCAGACCAAUCCCAGCACGGUUCAGACCAGCUUCUUAAUCAGUUGUUUUUUCCUGGCAAUCUCAACUUUGGUUUAGAUGGCGCAGAUACGAAAUUGAACGUCAAUCAACCUAUGAUGAACAUGUCGUCUAUAAAUGACGUGCACUUCAGUCAGAUGGUGAAUGAGAAUCAGGCCUAUCCAGCAGAUCUGGAGAACAUCGAAGGCCUCAUUUUCUCCACUGUGAAGAACGAGAAUGACCUGGACCACUGAAUGCCACUGUGGACUCUUAUGUCUUGACUAUUGGGACUUUGUACAUACAGUCAAUGGUGACUAUAAAAUAAUUUUGGACUAGGAAAAGACACAGACUAAGUCAAACUUGUUAUUGACUGCCAAACCUGUUCAGCUGGCACUAUCUGACUUCCUGUUUGGUAGUAUGAACAUACUAAUGAAGUAAAUAACCUGCUCAGCCUCUGGUCUUAUGAAUGGCACUGAGGUUAAUGAUAGCCAAUGAAAGGCAGGAGAAGCAUGUAGCCACAUUGUGUAUUCUAGUAAAAAGGGAGCAACAGCUGCUGCUCAACUGCUUGUGAUGUGCCAGUUAUGAAAUGUGAUCUGUCAUUCGCUAAUUUAUUGUGUGGGUUCCAGAGCAGAACCUAUUAGUAUCGUGUAGAUGGUCCCAGACCCAAAUUCACUUCAUAUUUAAGUGUUAUAUAUAUAACCUAUUUGUUUUGAACAUUUCGGAAUAUUUCAUCCACAGAGGAAUUUCAGUUAACAGCAUUAAGGGGGACAAAAUCAGACAUUUAAAAAUAAUUCGGAAGUAGCAGUUGGAUUAAUUAAUGUAAUUCAUGCCAAUCUGACACCAUGAUCAAGCUAGGUGUGACAACAUGGUAAAAGCCAUUUCUGCCAUCUAAUCAGCAACAAUUAAAAUCCUGCACUGAAUCCUCUGCCCACUGGUGGCCGUUUGUAACUCCUGAUU